AGCCCAUCUUGUGUAUUUAUACUGGCAUGGUGGCUGGAACUUUGGCCAUGAUGGGAUUAUAUAUUUGUGGGGGUUUUUUUUUCGUACGAGUACCGUACCGUACAAUACUUGUCGCCUUUCUGCUGGUAUGAUUAGCUAAAAUUGUUUCUCGUGACCUUGAAAUACGGUAUGGCACUGUGGGUAGGAUGCUAGCAAUAAAAGCACGUAAUUGUGUAGAAUUUUUUUUUUUUUUUGCAUCCCGAUAACUUUUCCCUCAGGUAUGUAAAAUCCUGAGGCUGCUCGUAAGUCAGUGCGGGUGUUUGUGUCCCGCCAGUAUGUUACCAUCAUACUGAUGGUACAAGCACGAGUAUUGUACGGUAAGCUGCCAUAUCAUACCUAGCCAAAAACUGGUAUAUCGUAUCAUAUCAUACGGUACUUCUGUUCCUGCCUGGGCAUUCAAAAGCCCAUCUAACUUAGACUACAGUACAGUACAGUACCUCAUGGAGUAACGACCCAAUCCCAACCUGCCGGCCUCCCUGCCUGCAAGAGUUACCCUACUUAAACCUUACGCUCCUGUCCACCCUCUCCCCCACCACCGUAAUCAACCAAUCAGCCUCACUUCACCUUCAUCCCAACGCCCGAUUCCAAACGAUUCUACCCACCUAUCCAUCUACCUACCCAUCUACUUACCCAUCUACUUACCCAUCUACGCAUCCAAAAGGGAAAAAAAAAGGGGGAGGGGGAAAACUAGCAAGCAAACAUGUCAACACCCUACUUCUGGGCGCACCCUUUCCGUUACAUGCGCUACGCCGCGCACCAAUACCCAGCGCUGUUCUGGUCCGUCAUUAUCGGGGUCCAAGGACCCCUCAUAUUCCUCGGGGGAGUCAUGGCUAAGAAGAGGUUUGGUUGGGAGAGGCCUCCUAUCCCGCUCAGUUAUCCAGGUCCGUUGUCGUAGUUAAUUGAGCUUGGAGAAGGGAGGCUGAUGUUCUGGUUAGUGCCGAAUCGACCGCGGAGGAUUCCUGCUGGGUAUGAUGAUGACUAGGUGUGGGAAUUAAGAUGGAUGGAUAGAUGAGGGGAGUGGGAUAUCAUAGUAUGGGUGGGGGUUGGAUUGAGGAGCACGUCUGUGUUUUAGAACAAGGAAACUGGCGGAUUAUUAUGGUACCAGUCUUUGUUCAUUUACUGCUGGUCCCUUAGUUGCAGUAUAUAUAUAUAUAUAAUAUAUAUGUAUUACCGGGAAGAGAGAAGGGCAGAGGGAGGGGGAAAGGGAACGAUGUCUGCUGAUCAGAUCGUAUUUGCUGCACCUUUGUUUAAAAUUUUCUUCCUAG
Tuber aestivum (summer truffle) is the source of this 1304-nucleotide messenger RNA. Lineage: Eukaryota; Fungi; Ascomycota; Pezizomycetes; Pezizales; Tuberaceae. The record is from the annotation of a GenBank genome assembly.